Phialemonium atrogriseum is the source of this 2340-nucleotide messenger RNA. Its product is annotated as isocitrate lyase. Gene Ontology annotation, molecular function: methylisocitrate lyase activity; isocitrate lyase activity. Bases 214 to 2046 code for a protein of 610 amino acids. The record is from RefSeq and is a predicted model, not a curated record. Gene Ontology annotation, cellular component: mitochondrial matrix. The transcript has 2 exons. NCBI's taxonomy places the organism in Eukaryota, Fungi, Ascomycota, Sordariomycetes, Cephalothecales, Cephalothecaceae.
AAUGCUUUGCCGCUUGACCCAAUCCACCGACUCGCCGAUCGGCCGAAGCCGCUCCUGCCUGUUGAAGAGCCGAAAGGUGAAUCACAGAGAAGCUGCUGACGACUUCGUCACAUUUUUUUACCCCAUCUUUCACCCCUUUUCCCUUCUGACUUGAUCCUGUGCCGGGAGAAAUAACAUUACUACCCACCAGCUUGGACAGGAAUCUUCGCUGUCAUGCUGCGAAGCAUCCCUCGACAUAUCCCUCGCCGGGCCACUCCGGUGAGAUCCUCCGUGUUUCUGGCCAAACCCUCCGCCAGGGCGAGCCAGCGCUUCUUCUCGGCCACUGUCGCAAGCAGGAUGGCGUCCCUGCCGCCCGUCAGCCCUCCCGUGUCGACUGCCCUCCCGUCCGAUUCCUUCCAACUCCUCCCUGAAGCCGAGAAGGCCGGAGCGGCAGAAGACGCACUCUACGAGCAACAGCUCAAGGAUGUCGAGGCAUGGUGGGCAUCCCCGCGGUACGAGGGCAUCAAGCGCCCAUACAGUGCGGCAGAUGUCGUGUCAAAGCGUGGCUCGCUCCAGCAGUCGUACCCGAGCUCCGUGAUGGCUCGGAAGCUGUGGGACUUGCUCCGGGAACGUGGGGCAAAGGGAGAGCCCAUCCACACAAUGGGUGCGAUCGACCCCAUCCAGAUGACCCAGCAGGCUCCUCACCAAGAGGUCCUGUACCUCUCGGGCUGGGCAUGCUCCUCGGUCCUGACGACGACGAACGAGGUGUCGCCCGACUUUGGCGAUUACCCCUACAACACGGUGCCCAACCAGGUGCAGCGCAUGGCCAAGGCGCAGUCGAUGCACGACCGCAAGCAGUGGGACGCGCGGCGGAAGCUCACGGCGGAGCAGCGGGCGCAGACGCCGUACAUCGACUACAUGCGGCCGAUCAUCGCCGACGGCGACACGGGCCAUGGCGGGCUGUCGGCGGUGCUGAAGCUGGCCAAGCUGUUUGCCGAGAACGGCGCGGCGGCGGUGCACUUUGAGGACCAGCUGCACGGCGGCAAGAAGUGCGGCCACCUGGCGGGCAAGGUGCUGGUGCCGACGGGCGACCACAUCAAUCGCCUGGUGGCGGCCCGCUUCCAGUGGGACGUCAUGGGCGCCGAGAAUCUCGUCAUCGCCCGUACCGACUCCGAGUCCGGGAAGCUCAUCUCUAGCGCCAUCGACGUGCGCGACCACGAGUUCAUCCUCGGCGCCACUGAUCCGGCCCUCGAGCCCCUCGCUGAGACCAUCCAGGCGAUGGAGGCCCGGGGCGCAUCCGGUGCCGAGAUCGACGCCUUCGAGGCCAACUGGGUCAAGAGCACCAAGCUCGUGACCUUUGACGAGGCCGCCGUCGCCCACCUGCGAUCUCAGGGCGUGCCCGACGCCAAGAUCGCCGAGGGCUACACCGCCAAGGUAGAGGCCGACCGCGACCUGGGCGUAACUGCCCGGCGCGCCCUGGCCGCCUCCCUCACCCCCUCCGGCGCGCCCCCGGUCUACUGGAGCUGGGACGUGCCGCGCACGCGCGAGGGCUUCUACCACUUCCGGGCGGGCAUGCCUGCGGCGACGAAGCGGGCCAUCGCCUUCGGCCCUUACGCGGACCUGCUGUGGGUGGAGACGGGCGACCCGGACGUGGGCGUAGCCACGGCGCUGGCGCGGGCGGUGCGGGCUCGCCACCCGGGCAAGGGACUCGUGUACAACCUGUCGCCGUCGUUCAACUGGAUGGCGCACGGGUUCACGCCCGAGACGCUGAGGGGGUUCGUGUGGGACAUUGCGCGCGAGGGGUUCGUGCUGCAGCUGGUCAGCCUGGCGGGGGUGCACAGCACAGCCACCAUCACCAACGAGCUGGCCAAGGGGUUCAAGACGGACGGCAUGGCUGCGUAUGUGGAGCUCGUGCAGAGGCGGGAGAAGGAGCUUGGGUGCGACGUGCUCACGCACCAGAAGUGGAGUGGCGCGAGCUAUAUUGAUGGGAUACUUGGGGCGAUUCAGAGCGGGAGUAGCGGGAGCAAGAGCAUGGGGGAGGGAAAUACUGAGGGCCAGUUUGAAUGAGUGGCAGUCUAGUUUUGCAUUUUGUCCGUAAAAGCAUUGGGAAAGGCGUCUUGUGGUCUUAACUGGAUAGACUUAUCGACCAUUCAUGUAUAUACUACGUAUAUUGUAGUAUAUAUGUCAUCUUGCUAUGUUACUGAAGCCGAGUCCGGACCGGGGCCACAGUGCAAUACUCGAUGCGUGCUCUACCACGGCGGGACUGGAAAAGCAUGUCGCAGUUACUAAAUAGAGGGAAAGGCGAUACAGGCGCAGGUUCAUUGCAUCCUGACACCUGUCCCAGUUUCUAUCUGGGCUGAC